This is a messenger RNA of Penicillium alfredii, 768 nucleotides long. RefSeq names its product U2 snRNP complex subunit LEA1 (gene lea1). Gene Ontology annotation, biological process: mRNA splicing, via spliceosome. Gene Ontology annotation, molecular function: U2 snRNA binding; protein binding. Lineage: Eukaryota; Fungi; Ascomycota; Eurotiomycetes; Eurotiales; Aspergillaceae. Gene Ontology annotation, cellular component: U2 snRNP. The transcript has 4 exons. The record is from RefSeq and is a predicted model, not a curated record. Bases 1 to 768 code for a protein of 255 amino acids.
AUGCGAUUGACCGUCGAGCUCAUUCAAAAUUCUCUUUCGUACAUUAACCCGCUCAAGGACCGCGAGCUGGAUCUUCGAGGGCACAAGAUCCCCGCGAUUGAGAAUUUGGGUAUUGCCAAGGAUCAAGAUGCAAUUGAUUUCACGGACAACGACCUUUCUUCCCUCGGGAACUUCCCGUUCUUCCCUCGACUUCACACCCUCCUCCUCGCGCGAAAUCGAAUCAAUCACAUCCAGCCCUCACUAGCAACCUCCGUGCCUAAUCUGUCGACCCUCGUCUUGACCUCGAAUAAUGUGUCCGAGCUGGCGGACCUAGACCCGCUCCGCAACUUGGCACGACUGACACAUGUGGUCCUGUUGGGAAACCCUGUCGCGCGGAAAGAGAACUAUCGCUACUGGGUAAUUUGGCGGCUACCUACAGUGCGCUUCCUCGACUACCAAAAAGUAAAAGACGCCGAGCGCGCCAAGGCCAAGGAGCUGUUCGGCACCGCCGAGGAGCCGUCGGCCCUCGCAUCCAAGAUCAUGGGCGUCAAGUCGCGCACCUUUGACGUUCCCAGUGCCGUGUCCGCCGACCGCGCUCCAGCCGACAGGGCCAUCCGCGUGAAAUUGACCAACCAGGAGCGCAAGCGCGUGGAGAAGAUGAUUCGCGAGGCUAAAAGUCUGCAGGAAAUUACGCGUCUAGAGAAGGAGCUGAACGAGGGGCGGAUACCUGGAGGUGCACUUGGCGGAGCGGGCGAGGAUGUGGAUGGCGACGAGCAGAUGCAGAUGUGA